Camelina sativa (false flax) is the source of this 1656-nucleotide messenger RNA. NCBI's taxonomy places the organism in Eukaryota, Viridiplantae, Streptophyta, Magnoliopsida, Brassicales, Brassicaceae. The record is from RefSeq and is a predicted model, not a curated record.
CAGUAUAACGAAGAGAGAGAGAGACAGGGCAUCUCUUUCUAUGUUCACAAUAAACCCAACACACUCUGUCAAAAAGCUUCACUCUCUUCUCCUUCCCCAUCUCUUGUCUCUCUCUCUCUCUCUUCUCUCCAUAUAAGGAACCUCUUACUCUCUAAGAAAGUUCCAUAACCUCUAACACUUCCAAGCUUCAAAAAGUCUCAACUUUUUCAGCGAAUUACCUACCUCUCUUCAAAACAUGCCUUCCGAGUUCAGUGAAUCUCGUCGGAUUUCUAAGAUUCCUCACGGCGGAGCAACGGUUGCGACUCCGGUGGAUCAGCAAGAGCAGCUUCCUUGCCCUCGCUGUGACUCAACCAACACCAAGUUCUGUUACUACAACAACUACAACUUCUCACAGCCUCGUCAUUUCUGCAAGUCUUGUCGUCGUUACUGGACUCGCGGAGGUACUCUCCGUGACAUUCCCGUCGGUGGUGUUUCCCGGAAAAGCUCAAAACGUUCCCGGACUUGCUCCUCCUCCGCCGCUAACACCACCGUUGUGGGAAGCCGGAACUUUCCGUUACAAGCGACGCCUGUUCUUUUCCCUCAGUCGUCUACCAACGGCGGUUGCACCGCGGCGAAAGGAAGUGCGUCGUCGCUCUACGGCGGUUUCACCUCUUUGAUCCACUACAACGGCGCUGUAAGCAGAAAUGGGCCUGAUGGUGGCUUUAACGGGCCAGACGGGUUCAGUCUUGGGCUUGGUCACGGGCCGUAUUUCGAUGACGUCAGAUUUGGGCAAGGAAUAACGGUCUGGCCGUUUUCAACUGGCGCUACUGAUGCUGCAACAACUACAAGCCACGUUGCUCAAAUACCCGCCACGUGGCAGUUCGAAGGUCCAGAGAGCAAAGUCGGGUUCGCGUCCGGAGACUACUUAGCGUGAACAUCUUCUCUACUACCUUAGUCGAAGGGUUUCCAUCUCUCUUCUUCUUCUUCUUCUUCUUUUGGCUUCUCUACCCUAACUUUGAUUAGUGCUACCUUAGUAGCAUUUAAUUAGUGCUCCCUAGUAGUGUAUCUGGUUCUUAUUUAGUUAGGUUACGUGUGAACGAAACUACAAAUUCAGAGUAACGUUUGUUUGUUUUUGGCUCUAAUUAAUGUCAGUUCCAACUCUGGGAAUCUCGGAAAACAGAACAGUCCAAUUUUUAUAAAAUGCUACUCCGAAUUUAUAUUUAGUUGCUACAUUGCGUAUACAGAGACAAAUAAAAGAUAAUGACAAUCCAGGAACCUUAUCCUUUUCAUUGUUCAGAAAUGUAAUGAGGGUUUCUCGAACAAGACGAUUACUGUUAGACUCGUACAUAUCGAGCAGAUAUGGAUGUAGCAAUGCUCUAGCCUUGGCCGGAACAAGACUCGACACAACCAAAACAUAGAAUUAACUGAGAACAUCUUUGUGGAAAUAAAAGAAUGCUAUAAAGCUAUAGAUAUACCUUGAAAAUACUUUUGAAAAUGUUCUCCCUAAAGAUUAUAAAAAACAGAGAAAAUAUAUGUUCAAGAAGGAGGAUAUAUAUACUGUAUAUUUUAUCAUCAUCAUCUAAACGAAACUACAAAAAGACAGAGAAAACAUGUCUUGUUUUGCCUCAGAUACUUUGGAAGUCUGGGAAACAACGCAUCAUUUAUUCACAAUAAAUA